CAAUCCUGACGCGGAGGAGGCGGGUCCUCUCUGAGUUCCGGCUCCGGCUUCUUCCUCCGCCCACCGAGGCGGCGCUGUCCCUGAUCGAGCUGCGGGAGCGAGGGUUCAGAGAUGAGCAGUGAGAAGGAGCAGAGUCCAGAAGCACACCUGCCUGAGGAUGGGGAAGGGGGGAAGCCUUGGAGAGUGGAUGGCUCAGAGGGUUCUCAGAUUGCAUCCGAGGAGGAACAUGGGCAGGCAAGCCUGUCGAAGGGACUUCAAGGAACACAUCCCAAAAUGCCAUGGCAGACAGUCUCUGCCCCAGCCGAGGGUCCUGGGAACCCCAUUGCCUUUUCAAGCCCAGAGGUGGAUGAGAAGCCUUUUGUAUGUGUGCAGUGUGGCAAAACCUUCAACAAUACCUCCAACCUCAGAACACACCAGCGGAUCCACACUGGUGAGAAGCCAUACAAGUGUUCAGAGUGUGGCAAGAGCUUCUCCCGAAGCUCCAACCGCAUUCGGCACGAGAGGAUCCACCUGGAAGAGAAGCACUACCAAUGUGCCAAGUGUCAGGAGAGUUUCCGGCGGCGCUCAGACCUCACUACACACCAGCAAGAUCACCUGGGCCAGCGGCCAUACCGCUGUGACAUUUGUGGCAAGAGCUUCAGCCAGAGUGCCACGCUGGCUGUCCAUCACCGAACCCACCUGGAGCCAGCACCUUACAUCUGCUUUGAGUGUGGGAAGAGCUUCAGCAACAGCUCCAGCUUUGGGGUGCACCAUCGUACCCACACAGGUGAGAGGCCUUACGAGUGCACCGAGUGUGGGCGGACUUUCAGUGAUAUCUCCAACUUUGGUGCACACCAGAGAACGCACAGAGGGGAGAAGCCAUACCGGUGCACCCUGUGUGGGAAACACUUCUCCCGAAGCUCGAACCUCAUCCGACACCAGAAAACACACUUGGGUGAGCAGGAGGAGAAAGAUUCUUGCUAAAGGGGAACCCUGCUUGACAGGAGAAGGCAUUUAAAUAGCACCUGCUGCGGCCACCUUGGCUGCAAACCCUUUACUUUGUAGAAUGGGCCCUUGUUGCCUUUGGAAUCAGGGAACCCUGCCUCCUCUCAGGCAGUUUCUUGCCUUGGAGAAUCAGAGUGCCCAGUCUUCACUUCCUCAGGGGUAGAGAAAGUGGGAUAGGCUCAGGACAUGUUCUUGUCACUGGGACACCAGUCCCCUGGCUUUGUGGGAAGUGCCUGAGGUGGUGUCACUGUCUGCAGACACACUGCAGUGGCCUGUGAGUUCCUACCUGCUGUGCCUCAUCCCCUAUCAACUUCUAGAGCCCUGGGGUGGGGG
Molecule: messenger RNA, 1317 nt
Organism: Phodopus roborovskii (desert hamster)
Lineage: Eukaryota; Metazoa; Chordata; Mammalia; Rodentia; Cricetidae
Gene: Znf691
Product: zinc finger protein 691
Exons: 2
Coding region: 112-963 (283 amino acids)
Biological process (GO): regulation of transcription by RNA polymerase II
Molecular function (GO): DNA-binding transcription factor activity, RNA polymerase II-specific; RNA polymerase II cis-regulatory region sequence-specific DNA binding
Source: RefSeq, a predicted model, not a curated record